AUGUCCGAAAGCUGGCCCUCAUCCCAGGUGCCCCCUGCGCCCCAGACCCCCACCGGGGGGACGCAGCCAGCGGGGCAGACCACACCCGGCUCGCCCAUCGAUGACGAACUGGGCAACGAUGCCGAGGGCGUGUGGAGUCCCGACAUCGAACAGAGUUUCCAGGAAGCCUUAGCCAUAUAUCCACCGUGUGGACGGAGGAAAAUAAUUCUUUCAGACGAAGGCAAAAUGUAUGGUCGUAAUGAACUCAUCGCAAGGUAUAUCAAACUCAGAACGGGAAAGACGAGAACGAGAAAACAGGUUUCGAGUCAUAUUCAGGUUCUGGCCAAGAGAACUGCUCGGGAAAUCACAAAGCAGUUUAAGGUAGGCGACCAGCAGGACCAAGCAACGAAAGACAAGGCCUUACAGAGCAUGGCAGCGAUGUCGUCGGCGCAAAUCGUCUCGGCCACCGCCUUACAGAACAAAGCCGCGGCCAUGGGUCUGGGAGGGUUAGGGUUACCGGGGGCAGCACCGCUCAGACCGCCUUACCCGGGGACGCCGUUUUUGAGGAGAUGGGAGUUAGAGGGACAUAAUCAGUUAGAAAAGCAAUUAUGGCAGCCCGGGCUAACACAAGCGGGGCCAUCACAUGACAUCAAACCAUUCACAUCAGCCCAGCCUUACCCACCAACGGCGACGACGGUCAGUGAGUACGCCUCGGUCACGCCGGCAUGGGAAGGGAGGUCGAUCGGUAUGAGGAAGUUACGGCUCGUUGAGUUCCAGGCCUUCAUCGAAAGAACGAGAGAACCAGACAGCUAUAACAAACAUUUUUUUGUUCAUCUUGGUCCAAACGUCAGCUUCUACGAUCCUCUCUUAGAGGCGGUCGAUGUAAGGCAAAUAUACGACAAGUUUCCAGAGAAGAAAGGCGGCCUCAAAGAUCUCUAUGAGAAGGGGCCGUCAGAAGCUUUCUUCCUCGUCAAAUUCUGGGCGGACCUCAAUACGAAUAUGUCAGAUGAAACAGAUGUCUUCUAUGGUGUGACGAGCCAUUACGAAAGUGAAGAAAAGAUGACAAUCACCUGCUCAACCAAAGUCUGCUCAUUUGGCAAACAAGUCGUAGAAAAAGUGGAGACGGAGUACGGGAGGUACGAGAACGGUCACUUCAUCUACGAGAUUUCGCGGUCGCCGAUGUGUGAAUACAUGAUCAACUUCAUCCACAAACUCAAACAUCUCCCCGAAAAGUACAUGAUGAAUAGUGUACUCGAGAAUUUCACAAUACUACAAGUUGUCACGAACAGAGACACGCAUGAGACGUUACUAUGCAUUGCCUUUGUCUUUGAAGUGUGUACUAGUGAACAUGGUCCACAGCAUCACAUUUACAGACUUGUCAAAGACUAGCACAUUUUUUAUCGCAUAAAGACUUGGGAGAAGACUAUAGCUUUUUACUUACGUUUCCCACCUGUGUGCAAAGAACUGCCAAUUCUUUGAUCGUUCUCUUCUCGUAUUUUUUAAUCGUCUUUUCAACGUUUUUUAUCGCUGCUGGGGAGAGAUGUGAUCUCAAAGAUUUUGUAUCGUUUCUUGUCAAGAUUUAUAUGGAUUAUGGGCAAUGCAAGAGCUACAAGCAAGGUGUCAUGGAAUUUCAAUAACGUUCAUUUGUAAGGAAACGUCAUUGUAAACGUCAAAUGGGAGUGACCUCUGCAUGGUUCUUUCAACCCUACUUUAAGUGAUUCAUGGAUGAAUUUGCUCUUAGCCAAUCAGAUGGAAGGAUUUCAGUAGCUUGUAACAAUAGUCACUGACCAUUUGUUUCAUGACAUGCACCUCUGGACAGCUCAUGAGAAGGAAUUAAAUGCCGAACUAAACGUCCAAGCAGUAACAUUUUGGCACCGUUCCCUCCAGGCUGCUGUGUUCGCACCCAGAGAGUGAUGGAUUCAAACGUCAGAUGAAACGUUCAAAGAGUUCACUCUACGACAGCUCGACUUCCUCCUCGAAGGCAUACUGACAUAGCUAAUUCUAAAGGCUUCAUUUCUUUGCGACACCCAUUGCCAACUUAUAUCUUCAAGCGCUUCACAGACGCCCCUUUGCACUGUCCGAUCCAAGUUCUGGAGACAUCUUUGUUUCUCUGCGACACUCCAUGAAGCAUACCCCUCUAUACAGACACACCUUUGCGCAGUCAGACUCAAGUUCUCAGUCCAUCCGGUGACACCUGUGAAGAAUCAGGCCUUUUCGCUGUCAAAUCAAGUUUUCAAAAUCACCCUAUACCCCUGUUAGUGCCCUUCUACUUCUACAUCACAGCAUCCUAUUAAGCUAUCAUCCAAAUAGCCAUCGAGGCCUUUUAUGCCCUUCUACAACCAACCCCUCUUCGGUUAGGACAGGGCUCAUGUCAUCAUUUCCCCAAUGACCACUGACGCACAAGAGUAUUCAAGUUCGCAUGUUGGAGAUGAACGUCUACUACACUGAAUUGUGAACUCUUCAAAACUUAGUGGUGGUUUUUAUUUAUAUUAUUCAAAAUUUUGAUGGAAUGUGAAUCAAGAGAUGGUUCAUCAAUGCAAGGGCAUAUAUGAUAAUGUUGAGCCUUAAAACAUGUAAUUCUACUGUCACAAUGCCUUUACGAAGACCAUCCGAACGGUUUCAGACCAAUUUAUUGCAGUGUAUUGCUAUGCAUAAAAAUUGAUUGUAAGAUGAUCGUUCAGGUAUUUGUGACAGUAGCGUAAACUAAGCACUGUAUUCUUUGUUCCUCUGGUUGUUCUUUUAGAGAUGAUUCACAAUGUGCUGAUCAUGAAUACCAGCUGGCCCUUGUUUCACAAAACAUGAUGUUUACUAGUGGGGUGUUGCAAGAAAUCCCCAAAUCAGUCAUGUCUUGGAGUUAAUUGUAAAUUUGCGUUUGAUUGCUAAUUUGCUUCUUGCCACAAGGAGUGGAAUCUGGGGCCCGUCCUACAAAGAGUUGCGAUUGAUCCAAUCAAUCGCAACUGUGGAAAGCCAGCAACAUCAACAUCUAGAAGACAUGUUUGUUCAAAAUAUUUUCUAGAAAUGUUCAUACAUUCACUGUUUUUUCUUGACAAUUCAGUAUGCUUCUCUUUGUUUUCAAAGGACAUCGAGCAAAUUUCCUGAAGAAAAAAUGAUGACGUGGAUUUCCAUAUGAGAUUGAUCGGAUCAUCAUCAAUCGUAAAUCUUUGUAAGACGGGGCCCUGAUUUGCUACAGCUAAAAUUUAUCUAUCAAUUGUAGAAUGGCAAUACAUGCUUGCAAUUGAUUGCGAGAUAUUUUCAUGCAACACCCCCCAUGAUUGCAUAAUAACACUGAAUGGUGUCAGUCCCAACACAAACUUUGCAUCAAGUUGGGUGUUCUGACUGGUGUUUUAUUUUGCUCAAGCACCAAAACCAGUGUUCAGGGUCCCGUCUUACAAAGAGUUGCAAUUGAUCCGAUCAAUCGCAACUAUGGAAAGUCAACAUAUAAAAUGCAUGUUUGUUCAAAAAAAAUUCUGGAUAUAGAUGUCUAUCCAUAAAUUCAUUGAUUUCUUGACAAUUUGGUGUGUUCUCCUUUGUUUACAAAGGACAUUUUGCAAAUUUCCUGUAGAAAAAAUUAUGACAUGGAUGGAUUUCCAUAGAGUUACGAUUGAUUGGAUCAAUCAUAACUGUAAGACGGGGCCCAGUGUUCAACUUAGACAACAUAAAUUUAUUUUUGAAAUCACUUGAUGUCUACAAUACACAUAUUAGGUGAAAAGUUGGUUGUGAUUGAAAAGACUAGGACUAAAUUGCUCAAAGUCCAUACAUGUAUUCAGCAUCUAAGUUACAUAAGGUUGUGUCUGUGACACAAAGGGGUUAUUUUCAUUAAAGGGGUUAUUGUGUAUUUUCAUAACUUACUUCAUGAGGAAGUAGGCUAUUUUUUAAGAUGGACAAAGAUAAUUGAGAAAGUGUGGUAAAAAGCAGCAUUUUAUUGAAAAAAACAAACAUCAACAUCUAGAAAUAAUCAACCAGACACAGAUCCCUGACUCGGGAAUUUGCUAGGGCUAUUUUUAUCAUUUUCCAGGGCUUUUUGAGCAUUUUCAUUUUGCCCCAAUCCACUGUAUUUUCCCCUGAAAAGGUCAUCAUUUUGGCUGGUAAUCUCAAAAAGUAACCCAGAAUACAACACCCCCCCUUGUAAUACUCGUCUAACCAAAAUUCAAGAAAUUUUUCUUGACACGCCCUGGAGAGUUUCGAGAUUAAUCAGGAUUCCUGUCAGUUUUAAGGCAAAUUUGAAGCAAAUUUACAAGCAUUCGUAAUAGCUCUUUCUUAAAUCAAAGCACGUAACGAUUGAUUUUAUAGAAAUGAAAUGUAUUUAUUAGCACAAAUAAUUGUGGUUUCUUUUUCUAUUUUCUAUAUGUCUGUUUCAUAUCCUGAUAAUUGUAAUUAUUAGCGAUGAAAUUUUACCAAAAAGUAUCUGUCUUUUUAGUCCUUAUGCAAAGUGCCUAAUAAGUGAUAAUCUACUGUCGACAGUAUUAUUCUGAUUGAGGCAUUGUCUUUUUAUAGGAAGUAAAAUUGAUUAGGAUUCGUCUUUAAAACAUAUUUGUUUUAUUUAUCCUCUUUUGAUAUAUCUUUGAAUGUUAGGAGUCAUAGGCCAAGUCCGCCCGAACAACAAGUUGAAUAAAUAGUGGAAAUUCAAAAAAGCAUGAUGCUGAAUAUUUCAUCAAAAAGUCCGAUCUAAAUUGACAAAAUUACAAUAAUGAUGAUAAUAAUACUGGCUUUAUAGUGCUUAAUGCAUACUUUAUUAUGACACUCACUAAAUUAUGACACUCACUAAAUCAUGACACUUUUAAGUUUCUCUUAUUUUUACUAACAGUAACAUGCAAAUAUGGGAAGUGAUGACAUUCAUGCACUCAGUAUUUCCUUUGAAUUUUAUUAAAUUUUUAUUUUAUUUUAUUUUUUUAAAAUUUUUUUGUGGGGGGUGAUUAGAUCAUAUCUUUUUAUUGACCCAUAUUAAGUUAUAUUUCUGGCGAUUCCAUAUUUUCAAGUAAGAGUCUACCUGUUUUCAAAACACGAGCUAUGAAUAUUCUAUUUAUUUUUAACAAAAAAAGAAAGAAAAGUGUUGAGUGUAUCACGUUAUUGGUUCCCUCACUAACUUGCACAAAACCAGUGUUCUGAAAAAAUAAAAACAUUGUCAAAAUAAGAGAAGCUUUAAAGUGUUCACACUUUUUUU
Messenger RNA from Lytechinus pictus (painted urchin), 5140 nucleotides. Its product is annotated as transcriptional enhancer factor TEF-1-like. Gene Ontology annotation, biological process: regulation of transcription by RNA polymerase II; embryonic organ development; hippo signaling. Gene Ontology annotation, molecular function: RNA polymerase II cis-regulatory region sequence-specific DNA binding; DNA-binding transcription factor activity, RNA polymerase II-specific. The record is from RefSeq and is a predicted model, not a curated record. Lineage: Eukaryota; Metazoa; Echinodermata; Echinoidea; Temnopleuroida; Toxopneustidae. Gene Ontology annotation, cellular component: transcription regulator complex. The transcript has 13 exons. The coding region runs from base 1 to 1368 and encodes 455 amino acids.